Triplophysa dalaica is the source of this 1194-nucleotide messenger RNA. RefSeq names its product calcium channel, voltage-dependent, gamma subunit 3a (gene cacng3a). Bases 1 to 1194 code for a protein of 397 amino acids. Lineage: Eukaryota; Metazoa; Chordata; Actinopteri; Cypriniformes; Nemacheilidae. Gene Ontology annotation, molecular function: voltage-gated calcium channel activity; channel regulator activity. The transcript is spliced from 4 exons. The record is from RefSeq and is a predicted model, not a curated record. Gene Ontology annotation, cellular component: postsynaptic density membrane; AMPA glutamate receptor complex. Gene Ontology annotation, biological process: transmission of nerve impulse; neurotransmitter receptor internalization; postsynaptic neurotransmitter receptor diffusion trapping.
AUGAAGGUGUGUAACCGUGGAGCGCAGAUGCUCGUCACCACGGCCGGGGCUUUCGCAGCCUUCAGUCUGAUGACCAUCGCCGUGGGUACGGACUACUGGUUAUACUCGCGUGGGGUUUGCAGGACCAAGAGCGCGAGUGACAAUGACACGAACCGAAAGAAUGAAGAGGUACUCACGCAUUCAGGACUUUGGCGACAGUGCUGCAUGGAAGGCGUAUUCCAAGGGGUUUGUAAGAACAUUGAUCAUUUCCCAGAGGAUGCGGAUUAUGAACAAGAUGCUGCUGAAUAUCUAUUGCGUGCUGUGCGCGCCUCAAGUCUUUUCCCUAUCUUGAGUGUUGGACUGCUGUUCAUUGGUGGAGUUUGUGUAGCUGCAAGUGAAUUCUACAAGAGCCGACACAACGUCAUCCUGAGCGCGGGCAUCUUUUUCGUCUCGGCUGGUCUAAGUAACAUAAUUGGCAUUAUCGUGUACAUUUCGUCCAACGCCGGCGACCCCAACCAGAGCGAUUCUAAGCGCAGCCACUGGUACGGCUGGAGCUUCUACUGCGGCGCGCUUUCCUUCAUCAUAGCGGAGACAGUUGGCGUCCUCACCGUGCACCUGUUCAUCGAUACGCACCGCGUACUGAGAGCGCGAUCACAUCGCUCUCUCCAUCCCGGCACACACCUCUUGCACCCUCGGCGCAGCACAAGCUACAGGUCUCGUUACCGCUGGAGACAGGGUCAAAAUCGCUCAUCCGACUCCCGAUCGCGCGAGCCUUCUCCCGCUCGCCUGGGGAACGACCCCGGACUCUACGCGCUGGGACGCGGGCUACCACCAACAGUGACCCAAGCACUAGACCACAGUUUAAUUAGUACCAGUCGCGGGUUUGCGCAUUUCCACAACUCUGCCAUCGCCAACAAUACUUUUGUGAAGCCUCAUAUUUUGUCCGCGCAAAGCUCUGCGAAAUCAGAAACAGGAGUUUCAAUACAAAACUCUUUGAGCUCAGAAAAGGGGUUUGGGUAUUUAAAUGCACACGGACAAAAUUCAGCCAAGUCAGAAAACGGAGUAACACUGUCACAGAACUAUAAACAAGGCUGCGCAAAUCGCAGUACAACCGCGGUCCGCGCACAGAUUAUCGGGAAUAAUAUCGCGCACACACAAAGCGCUGUGAAGGAGGCCUCGUAUGGCACUGCAACAAGGAGAACUACUCCAGUAUAA